CUGGACCGAAAAAAGUGAGGCACCGGGGAGGAAGGCACUCUUUGUAUCCCGCGGGAGAGAAGAUUGGGUGCCCAGCGGUGUAUAGUACGUCCGGGACGUGGGACGGCGACCCUGUUCUGGCAGGUGGAAUUGGGCUAUUCAUUGAAGCUUCUUUCCCUGGUGGCCCAGGGACAAUUUUACAUUUUGACUCUUUUUACCAUGGCUUUGGUUCACAAAUUGCUGAAUGGCAUUUACAUUUUCAGAAAAUGCCAGAUGCCAAGUGCUGCCACGCAUUUAUUUUUGGGUACUCGCUUUGCAGACUAUUGUUCCAGUGGUCUUCAGAAACCAGUGGUUGCUCCUGGAAAAGCCUCCUCUCAGAGGAAGACUGAAGAGGGUUUGCAAGGACAUCACCAGAGAGAAGUUGCUUUGGACAUAACUUCUCCUGAUGAGAAGCCUGAAAUUAAUUUUGAUAAAGCAGUUCAAGAUGAAAUAAAGGACCAUUUUAGGCGCUUGAAGGAUGAUUUUGUGAAUCGUUGGAUAGGGCCUGAAGGCCGCCCUUUGCAUGAAGUCUUGCUGGAACAGGCUAAGGUUGUCUGGCAGUUCCGUGGAAAAGAAGAUUUGGAUAGGUGGAUAGUGACUUCUGAUAAGACAAUUGGAGGUAGAAGUGAAGUGUUCCUGAAAAUGAGCAAGAAUAACCAAAGUGCUCUGCUGUAUGGAAAUCUGAGUACUGAGGCACCUCUGGAUGGGGAAAGCAGCCGCAGUGGGUACUGUGCAAUGAUAUCCAGGAUUCCAAGGGGCCCUUUUGAGAGGAAGAGGUCUUAUGAUUGGUCCCAGUUCAACACUCUUUAUCUCCGUGUGCGCGGGGAUGGCCGGCCUUGGAUGGUGAAUAUUAGGGAGGACACAGAUAUAAUCCAGCGGAAGAAUCAAAUGUACAGUUACUUCAUGUUCACUCGUGGGGGACCCUACUGGCAGGAGGUCAAGAUUCCUUUCUCCAAGUUUUUCUUCUCUAAUCAAGGAAGAAUCCGUGAUGCCCAGUUUCAGCUUCUGCUUGAUAAGAUCUCUUCUAUUGGAUUCACCUUGGCUGAUAAAGUAGAUGGUCCAUUCUUCUUGGAAAUAGAUUUUAUUGGAGUAUAUACUGAUCCAGCCCACACAGAAGAAUUUGCCUAUGAAAAUUCUCCAGACCUUAGCCCAAGACUUUUUAAAUAGAGAUCAUGUGGUAGUUUUGUGUUACAAAACCAAGGAUAGUAGCAUCCACAGUGACACAGACAAAAUAAAGUAUGUCUUUAAGAACAUCCAAUAAUGGCUGGUAUGUAUUCUCUAAGACAAGGCUAAAUGCUAUUGCCAAGAGGGUCCAGAUAAGGCAAACAGAGCAUGAAAGUAGGUUCUGAGCUGUGCCUUAGCUCACAGAAUACAAAUACAGAUGCAGAGGUGCUGUGUAAAUCACAAAGUUAGUUUUUGAUCAGAAUGUUUCCCAUUAGGAGCAUUUCCUAAUGCAGAUUCCAAAGAAGGAGUCGGUGAGAUGACUUGAUGGCAUUCUACCACUGUAUUCCUUAUAGGUGUUUUCUAAUCCAUUUUUGAGGACAGGCGACUGCUAAAGAAUAUUAAGAUAGAGUUAGAAGUCACUGGGAAAUGAGAUAGAUACCUAGAGAGCUAGUCCUCCAAAGAUGCACAGUCUUUACCAGUUCUUACUUUAUAGUGACUUCUAUAACCAUUGGAGAAACUAAAUCAAAAUUUGACUAGUGUCCCCAAAGCUUCCCAAUCAUUGUACAGAUUGGAUAUGCUGAAAAUAAGGUCCUCAUUAAUACAGUUUAAAUUGAUCAAUAUUGUCAUCUUAGAGGAGAUAGGAAAUGAUAAUAUAGCCAGAGUACCCUCAGAGAGCCAAGUUUACAAAUAACAGAAACUUUUUUCUAAUGUCUUGUCCUAAAAUCCAUUUUGUAUAGUUCCAUGUAAUUACCUUUUCUUUCUUAACAGAUUUAUUGAGGUAUAAUUUACAUACCAUAAAAUUCAUGUUUUAACUAUACAAUUCAAUUUUUUAAAAUUGUACAACCAUUAUCAGUCUAAUUUUAGAAUGUUUCUACCACUCCUAAAAGAAACCUCAAUGUCCCUUUGAAAUUGUACAUAUUUAAUGUGUACAAUUUGAUUAGUUUUGACGUACUUGCCUGUGAAACCAUGACAAUCCAAAUGAUUGUAAUCCCCCCACCCCCCACCCCAUCUCUAGGCAACCUGUUUUCUAUUACUAUAGACUACUUUGCAUUUCCUAUCCUAUAAUUUUAUAUAAAUGGAAUCAUACAGUAUGUAGUUUUUGGUCUGGAUUUUUUCAUUCAGCAUAAUUAUUUUGAGAUUCAUCCAUGUUCCAGUAUGUAUCAAGUUUCUUUUAUUUCUGA
Messenger RNA from Choloepus didactylus (southern two-toed sloth), 2363 nucleotides. It is a transcript of the gene NDUFAF1, whose product is annotated as NADH:ubiquinone oxidoreductase complex assembly factor 1. Gene Ontology annotation, biological process: mitochondrial electron transport, NADH to ubiquinone; mitochondrial respiratory chain complex I assembly. Bases 199 to 1185 code for a protein of 328 amino acids. The record is from RefSeq and is a predicted model, not a curated record. Gene Ontology annotation, cellular component: mitochondrion. Lineage: Eukaryota; Metazoa; Chordata; Mammalia; Pilosa; Megalonychidae. The transcript has 5 exons.